Messenger RNA from Penicillium riverlandense, 2394 nucleotides. RefSeq lists its product as uncharacterized. NCBI's taxonomy places the organism in Eukaryota, Fungi, Ascomycota, Eurotiomycetes, Eurotiales, Aspergillaceae. The record is from RefSeq and is a predicted model, not a curated record. The transcript is spliced from 2 exons. The coding region runs from base 1 to 2394 and encodes 797 amino acids.
AUGGGUCUCUUGACGAAGAAGGAUUCUCCGCCCAAAGAGGCUCCCGCAAGGGACAAGGGUGAUUCCUCCAGUGACGGUCCGCCAUCGUACUCUCAGGAGCAGCGACUCUCUCUUGAACUGCCCCGGCUGGAUCUCACCAGACAGCUCCGAGAUCCUCUCUUCUACGCUGUCAGCACCGACCAAGUUGUCGCUCAUCUCAAACUUUUGACCGUUCUGGCCGACUUGCGAGAUACGAUCUCCAACAAAGAUGGUCUCUUUGGAAUCUCCGAUGCCGCGGCCGAGCUUUUAAGUGAGGAAGCCAAGGCGGAAGCCCAAGCCCGGAUCCGUGAAAAGCGCUGGGCCGUGUAUACUGCCCGUGCAGUUGACCGAUAUACCAAAUGGUGGCAAGUUGGCCUUCCCAGCUCACAUGCACCGUUCACCAUGACAGACGUCGAGCGAGAGGACUAUGAAAACCAAACUACAAGAUGCACGACCCUCGUAGCUUGGGAUGUCAGCAACCUCCCCCCUAUCGAUGUGUUGAUGGUGUGGCAUUCCCACAUGCUGAACCCCCGGAACUUUCUUGAAGACUGUAUCCGGUAUGGCAAGAUGAGUACCUGGGUGACUGGAUUUCCAUGGGAUCCAAUCAACCGCUGCAUCAAUGACCGUACGAUGGAAUAUACCAUCAGCGAGCAGCCCCAGCGCCUGUUUGAACAGCAGGUCCAGGUGAAUUGGGACAAUCUAGAUGAUCCACCCAACAAAGAAAUACAGUGUCCCGCCUGCUCUUCGGUGAAUCUUGUCCCGUGGACGACAGGAGACAUGGGGCCUACGUCCAAGGACGCCUUUAAGGAUGCCCGAGGCUACGCUGACAACUCGUUCGAAACUACUUGCAAUAGGUGCAAGUUAAUCAUCAACCACGACCUCCUCAAAGUGGCCAAGUUCCGCAAUGAUGCCGAAGCCCUUCUAAACAAGAACCUUCCCAUGCCUGGAACGUUCUACAACAUCAACGGUCUCCCGGAAGGACCGCCUCAUACUAAUUCCGGGAGACCGCCUCAUGCUAAUAUCAUAUCUCGCGACUUAACCCAUCAAAAUAUGAUGUUUGCAAACCGGUUGAUAAAGGCAACAGCGAAUGAGUUACUAGCCACUACUGAUGCGCGACUUCGCCAGUGCAAAAGCAUUGACGAUUUGCGAACAUUCCUAGAAAGCAAGCUGACCGAAAAGAGCGUCUUGUUACAGACAUGUGGUUCGACUUUACCCAUUCUGCGUCCGGCAGAGAAGGUGCAUUUCCGACGAAUGAUGUCGCGGUACUGGGAUAACCUGGGUCCUUUCGCGCUGGACCUGGUGGGUGCGGUGAUCCGCCAGGGAACGUUUGUGCAGAAAAUGGACAACAUCGACUGGUUGCAUUCGCCCACCGUAAUGGACACUGCCGAACGGACUAUUGCAAAGUAUAUGGUCUUUUUCGGAAUCAUGAUGGAUCAUCCGCGGAAUAUGGCUGUGCCUACCUUGGACGUCGAUUUGGCCUGGCAUACCCACCAGCUGGCGCCAUCGAGAUACUACACCAUGAGCACAACCCGCGGUACCAAAAAUGCCCGUCGCUUCAUCGACCAUGACGACAAGGUCGAUGAGAAUAAGCUCUCCGAGGGCUUUGAAUGGACCAGCAGGAUGUACCGACGCGCCACCAAUGGCGGGAUCUAUAGCGAAUGCACCUGCUGGUACUGCGAGGCGACCCGAGCACCAGAUCUGUACGACCGGAUGUUUGCCAUUGGUUCAUCUUCGCGGGCCCGUCGCGCCGCUGAUUCCCUACAUGACAACCCGGAUGUCUCGUCUGAUCCGGACAAGAACCCGCAUAUCUCAGCCCACAACGCCGUUCGCCCGAAAGCUGACAGUACCUUGGACGACAGAGCCGGUCGGCUACAGAGGAUCCGUCUUCAACAGUGGUACGAGAAAUCCGCGCGUCGGGCUGAGAAACGCGGUCGUCCUCGCAGCGAUUCGAGGUCAGCAGGGGAUGGCGGCUACGGGCCGAUGUACUACUACCCAUACGCCUGGGGCUACCCUAUGAUGGUCCCCUACUACGGUCCAUACAUGUGUGACCCCGGUGUCAACUCUGCCUCCUACGCUUGCAAUCCAAGCUGCAUGAGCCUUGCCUCUGGGGCUACCGGCAAUUGCGCUGCUGGGACCUGCGGUGGAGCUGUUGCUGCAGGAGGCUGUGGUGGCAUAGGCGCAGGUGCCGGAUGCGCCGGUGCUGCAUGCGCAGGAGGUGGAGCCGUAGGAGGCGCAGCUUGUGCAGGAGCAGCAGGUGGUGGUUGCGGAGGAGGCGGAGGGGGCGGAUUUGGUGGAUGUGGAGGAGGUGGCGGCGGAUGCGGCGGCGGCGGCGGCGGAGGCGGCGGCGGAUGCGGCGGCGGUGGAGGAGGUGGUUAA